AUGGUUCAUCAAACUGAUCUUGUUAUCAUUGGCGUCUCUGUUGGUGUAGCCCUUGGAAUUUUGAUAGCUUCACUCAUAUUUUUUGGCAUAAGGUGGUAUAGAAAGCGUGCUCAUCUUCGGCAAUGUGCUAAUGAGCGUAGUUUUACAACUCUUCCGAUACAGGCAAAUGGCUUAGGUACAAGCACUGACUAUAGCGCAUCUCUUUCAACUUCCGAAGCUAUUCAGGGAUCCGAGAACCUUCAAAAAAAUUCUCCGCUCUCUUGGUGGAAUCAUCAAAACAAAGAUCGAUUUGUUUCUGCGCCAGGCAUACUUAGAUACUCUCACAAAGAUAUACAGAAAGCUACUCAAAAUUUUACUACCCUUCUGGGACAAGGUUCUUUUGGUCCGGUGUAUAAAGCAAAAAUGGCUGCUGGAGAGGUAGUAGCUGUGAAGGUGCUUGCUUCCAAUUCUAAGCAGGGAGAGAAAGAGUUCCAAACAGAGGUAUCUCUGCUAGGAAGACUGCAUCAUCGCAAUCUAGUGAAUCUACUAGGAUAUUGUGUAGAUAAGGGGCAGCAUAUGUUAAUCUACGAGUUCAUGAGUAAUGGCAGCUUAUCAAAUCUUCUGUACAGUGAAGAACAACAGGUCUUGAGCUGGGAUGAAAGGCUACAAAUUGCUCUGGAUAUUUCACAUGGAAUUGAGUACCUUCAUGAAGGGGCAGUCCCACCAGUCAUACAUCGUGAUUUAAAGUCUGCUAAUAUACUUUUAGACCAGUCAAUGAGAGCUAAGGUUGCUGAUUUUGGAUUGUCUAAGGAAGAGGUUUUUGAUGGCCGGAAUUCUGGCCUGAAAGGUACUUAUGGCUACAUAGACCCAGUAUACAUAUCUACAAACCAGUUCACAAUGAAGAGCGACAUCUACAGUUUUGGAAUUAUCAUAUUUGAGCUAAUAACAGCCAUCCACCCUCACCAAAACCUAAUGGAAUAUAUUAAUCUUGCUGCUAUGGCCCCAGAUGGUGUAGAUGAAAUACUUGAUAAGCAACUAGUUGGAGAGUGCAAACUUGACGAAGUGAGGAGGCUAGCUAGAAUCGGACACAAAUGCUUAGAGCAAUUACCAAGAAAGAGACCUUCCAUAGGAGAAGUUUCGCAGGGUAUAUUGAAGAUAAAACAGAGGCGUCUUGCCAAAGAAGAUACCAUGUCUUUCGCAGGCGAAGAGUUUUCGAGGGCUGUAAGCCGAAUAGAGAUUCAGCAGGUGGAGCUGAGUAGGAUAGCUAGCAUGAAAGAUAGAGCGACUGAAUGA
Molecule: messenger RNA, 1272 nt
Organism: Prunus armeniaca (apricot)
Lineage: Eukaryota; Viridiplantae; Streptophyta; Magnoliopsida; Rosales; Rosaceae
Source: the annotation of a GenBank genome assembly